UUGUGUAGUCGCUACUGAAUUUUGUUUGGAAACAGAUGCUCAACGAUAAACAAAAUAAUCUUCCGUAAACGGUUUCAGCAUUGAAAACGAUAUAAGUACUACAACAAUAACGCUGACCGAUCAUGUACAACAGCAUUUCGUCAAAACUUCAAUUGAAUACUGUUUAGUGAAUAACGAGCAGUCAGUUAUUAUUUUGCGUAUCGUUUGGAUGACAACAGAUCAGAGAGAACGAGAGAGUUUACCCGGAAUAUAUAGAUAUCAUUGAACGCUGAUUAAAGCUAGCGCAUAGUUAUUCUGUGGAAGUACAUGAAGUAUCACCAAGUGUAACACAUAUACUUUGUUCAACUCCGAAUUUCGGUUACAAAAUUGUCGACAGGAUGGUGGAACAGAAGACAGAAACAAAUAAGAAAAAUGAAACACUUUUCAAAGAGAUGACUUUUGGCAAAAAGAUUCAAUACAUUUACGAUCAUAUAACACUCGAGCCGAUGGUCGCAUGUUUUGUGCUACCAAGUAUGCUGUUAAUGUUGGGUGUGCAGAAUUUGAAUUUGGAAAAAGCGUGUCGUGUGAAUUUAAACUAUAAUCAAACGGUUUGUGAUGCGCUUCGUGUACGGGAUACAGCACAUUAUGCCGAUGAAGAGGUGGCUAUUCAAAAACUUGUCGCUACAAUGACGGGAUGGAAAAUGGCGAUAAACAGUGCGGUUCCGUGCUUACUGAUUCUAUUCUUUGGAUCUUGGAGUGACCGACAUGGAAAACGAAAACCGUGUAUCUUAAUUCCACUAUGCGGACAAAUAAUGAUGGCAUUCUCACUACUGUUGUGUGUUUAUUUCGACAAAACACCCAUUGAAGUAGCGAUUUUCGUAGAAGUUUUCUUUCCCUGCAUAACAGGAAGCCAUUUCACAAUGAUGGUGGGCAUUUUCAGUUACAUGGCCGAUAUCACAAAGGAAAAGGAACGAACUGUUCGUAUCGGAAUCAUUAGUUUAGUCUAUUCUGUUGGUGUUCCUUUUGGAAUGGCAUUCAGCGGAAUUUUGCUCAAGAGAGUUGGAUUCUACGGCGUAUUCUCAAUGGCUGGUACUUUGUACACAACAGCAUUGCUUUAUGGCCUUUUUGUAUUGAAAGAAGUUCCGCCAAAAGAAAUGAACGAGCAGCUCAUCAAGAAAUCAUUUUUGGCCGAUUUCUUCGAUUUUGGCCAUAUCAAAGAGACAUUUCUGGUGGCAUUCAAAGCACGUGUUAAAAACCGUCGCAUGAAAAUUUUGGCAUUAAUGGCUGUUGUUAUAAUCGUUGUUGGACCACAACAUGGUGAAAUGUCAUUAUUCUACUUGUUUACGCGUUACAAGUUCAACUGGAGCGAGGUGGAGUUUAGUUUUUUUUCGACAUAUAACAUGGGCAUACAUUUGAUUGGAACUGGUUUUGCCGUAAGCGUCUUGUCGAGUAUGUUCAAAGUGGAUGAUGCGUUAAUCGGUUCGAUGGCUAGUUUUUCGAAAAUCCUAUCGAGUUUUGUGUAUGCAUUUUCGCAAGUUGAAUGGCACAUGUUCAUCGGGCCGGUUGCUGAGAUAAUCGGCGGUGCUGCAUUCAUUGCAAUGCGUUCAUUGGCGUCAAAAAUUGUGUCAAGCAAUGAACUAGGAAAGAUUAACUCACUCUUUGGAAUUGUUGAAUCGAUUGCACCGCUGAUUUAUUCUCCUGUUUUGGCCGCCAUUUAUUCAGCCACCUUAACGAAAAUGCCGGGAGCAUUCUUCUUAGUUGGCGGAAUUAUGACCAUCCCUGGAGUUAUGCUUUUUAUAUGGAUUUAUACGAUAAAUCGAGCUGAGGCAAAAGAGAAAACAGCUGCCGAUAAUACACCAGUUGAUGUACAGAAAGCGGUCGAGGAAAAACAGUGCGAGAUGUAUUUACAAAAUGAGGGCCUGUCUGUGAUAUCCGACAUUAAAGGCUUGUAGACAUAGAUACGUGGUGAUACAAUUCGUGUGAUACAAAGCGGUGAUGCGUUACUGAUGUAUAAUGUUUUGCAGAUACAACGAUUACUAUUGAGUUGUGCCCUUCAAGUAUACCUUUUUAAGUUAUUUCUCAGUUAAUCAAUAUUAUCUAUAUCUUACUUGUUAUGUUAGGUCAUUUGAAUCGUAAUGAUUCACAAUGAAUUCCGUUUAUCCGACAUUUGUCAUAUUUUUACUAGAACAGAUAAAUUAGUAUUUUUUUGCUCUUUUAACGUGUAACUUCUUUUUUUAAUGUAAUUUUCUAAGAGGUUUAAGCUGAAUCAUCACAACAAAAAAAUGUUAGCCUAUUAGGCAAUGUUAGCUAAUGAAAAUGAUGCUUGAAAAACAAAAGAAUUCCGGAAAAUCAUGAGAUAAAUUGCAGAAAAGUUGAGAAAAAGAAAAAAAAAAUUAUGAAAAAUGCCGGGUUCAAAAAACCGACUAUGAUGUUGGUGAGAUUUUGUUGGUUGCGAUUGUACGAUUGAGGCAUUUGAAAUAGAAUCUGGGACAAUAAACAGAUAUUUUGCGGUUAAUUAUCACACCAUCGCAUCUCCAUAAGACCAUUUGUCAAAGGGUAGAACAUUGUGUGGGAUUGGAAUGAACACAAUACACUUUCUCAUAAAGGAAAAUAUUCAAUUUCUUGACGUCAUGCAAUAUACUUGCAUGAAUAAAAUACUGCGUUUUAAUAAAAGAAUGGGAAAAUGAUGUGGCGUAGCAUGGCAUGGCAUGGUAGUGUGUUGGAAAAGUUCUUAUCGCUCACCUCGCUCUCGUCGUUAACGGUGAAUGCUUAUCUUAAUGUUGGGGUUGGUUCGCUCAUAUGUUGUUUUGAUAACCGCAGCAACCUCAAGAUGGGAACCGCAUUCUCUUCACCAUAAUUAUCAAUAAUGCACACAGCUCAUUUUAAUACAACACUUCGUUUCGGUCGAACAAAUAUUUGAUUCGACACGAAACUUUUUUCAGAUGAAUUUUGUGCACGUCCAAAUAGAACGCAAGCAAACGGUGGGAAGAAGGCAGUCGAGAAAGGGCGAUAUCUCAUUUGAAAUCUCGAUUGAACUAGUUGCCGAAAAUAAGCAAUGUGCAAAAUACUGUGUCUCAUUCUAAAAUUGGAUAUUGAUUUUGCUGCGGGCAAUGACGAACAUUGCUCGGAUUUUCUCUUUCUAAAACGAACAAAUUUCGAGAUUUCACCGUUAUUUUGUUGCUGUUGAUGUCAGUGCAUUCUUUUUUCAUGUACUUCAUAUCUAUUGAAUGUGGUUUGAGUGCUUGGAAACGGAUUUUCAUUGACAAAAGCCGGAUUUUCACAGCGUUUUUAUAUUUCCGAAAGCAGUAAAAAGCAAUACCUUGUUAAAUUGGAGGAAAACUCUCUUGAGGUUUUUUUUUUCCUCGCUCUUGCUCUUUGAAAAGAAAGAGAAUGAAAUUUCGUAAUAGCCUUCAUUGAGAUAGGAGGGCGCACCACUGAAAAGUUGCAUCGUUUGAUAUGAUAAAGUAAAAGAAUCACGUGUUGUGAAAAUCCCCCAAAAAUUAUUAUUAUUAGAGGAAAGAAAAGCAUACGCCAAUAUUGGAAUUCAAGCUAAGUUCGCACGCGAUGUGAUUGGAAUGCGCUGCCAUUGAAAGCCAAAGGAGCCGCAUUAAUAGACCAAAAGUUAAUAACGAUGUUUUGUCGGAAUUCGCAUUGUGAAAAUUGAUAGCACCACAUAAAUGCUGAUGAUUCUUCGAUGUAGGCCACAAAACUUAUACGUAGAACCGAGAAAAAAAAACUCGAUAUUGAGCCGUAUUUAUUUGAAUGAUUCAAUGUCAAUUUCAUUGUGUUGACAAUCUAAUCGAAUAUGUUUCCAAUCGAAAGACGAGUAUUAAAGUUUAGGCAAUUUUAGUUGAAAGUUUUUCUUCCAUAUUUCAAACGCUUUUUUUGCGUUUGUAUUCAGCAAAUGCAACCAAAAAGGAAUUAUAGGAUUUUCUUAUAUAGAUUCGGCUUUGAUAUUUCAAACGAUUAUAUGUGUGCUGGCAUAACGCGUUUCCCCAUAGGCUCAUUGGUUUGGUGGCAUGCUUUGAACGUGCCAUCAAAUUGACAUCGUGAUUCGAAAAACUUAUGCUCGAUUAAAAGAAAUUCCACAUUCUAUAUGCAGCGACGCACAAUGAGCACACAAGUUCGACAGUUCAAUUGAAUUCAACCAGCAUAUUUGCUAGACUUCGAUGGCGGCUGACCUACUUUUCAUGGAAAAAAAAUUUGAUAAAGCUGUUUGACGACGAUCUUUUUCUUCGGAGUAUCGUAAUGUUUCCAUGGUAGAAAUCGUUUAUUAAAGUUGAUAAUAUCAAGUUUGAUGCUUUUGAAAAUUGGUUCGAUGUUUAGUUCGAUAGAGUAACAGUUUAAAAGAAAUGUUUAUUCUAACUCAGGGUAUCAAUUGAAAGGCUAUAUAAUUUCUUUCUGUUUGAACAUUUUAAGAUAUGUUGUGCUUGGUUGAUUUCCGAUUAGUUCCAUCAAAUGAAGGAGUUUGUGUUAUGCAACAUUAGCUUUAACGUGAGUUGAAAAAAAAAAAAACUUUAUCAAGAACAUGUAUAAGUCAACUUAAACUAUGAACAGCUGUCAAUUGGUUGAAUAAAAACUACACAUUCGUGGCACUCGAA
Molecule: messenger RNA, 4580 nt
Organism: Sitodiplosis mosellana (orange wheat blossom midge)
Lineage: Eukaryota; Metazoa; Arthropoda; Insecta; Diptera; Cecidomyiidae
Product: solute carrier family 46 member 3-like
Exons: 6
Coding region: 378-1931 (517 amino acids)
Biological process (GO): transmembrane transport
Cellular component (GO): membrane
Molecular function (GO): transmembrane transporter activity
Source: RefSeq, a predicted model, not a curated record